Messenger RNA from Chlorella variabilis, 504 nucleotides. RefSeq lists its product as hypothetical. Bases 1 to 504 code for a protein of 167 amino acids. The record is from RefSeq and is a predicted model, not a curated record. Lineage: Eukaryota; Viridiplantae; Chlorophyta; Trebouxiophyceae; Chlorellales; Chlorellaceae. Gene Ontology annotation, molecular function: GTPase activity; GTP binding. The transcript has 5 exons.
AUGAUUGAGCAGCUGGUGCAGAGCAAGCUGGUGCUUCUGGGGGAGAUGGGCAGCGGCAAGACCAGCCUGGUUCAGCGGUUUGUGCGGGGCCAGUACUUUGAGAACCAGGAGUCGACCAUCGGCGCCUCCUUCUUCACGAAAACCAUCCCAGAGAAGCACGUCAAGUUUGAGAUAUGGGACACCGCGGGGCAGGAGCGGUACCACAGCCUGGCCCCCAUGUACUACCGGGGCGCCGCCGCCGCCAUCGUCGUGUACGACGUCACCCACCCCGCCUCGUUUGAGCGCGCCAAGAAGUGGGUGUGGGAGCUGCGGCAGAAUGUGCAGAACCCCAACCUCAUCAUCGCCCUGGUGGGCAACAAGGUGGACCUGGCUGAGGAGGCGCGGGCGGUGCCAGAGGCAGACGCUCGCACAUACGCAGCCGAGACGGGCCUGCUGUUCUUCGAGGCCUCAGCCAUGACCAACGUGAAUGUGGUGGAGCUGUUUGAUGAGGUGGCGGACAAGUGA